UGCAGCUCCGAAUUUUGAAGCAUGUCAGGGCAGGAGAACAUGCCCCCCAACUGGCUCUGGUCAUGGCUUUCUAAGUCCCAACGGGAUUUAUUGAAGUCCAUCCUGACUGGGGUUCCAGGAGGACCAGCGGGGUACCUGCGGCGGGCUAGUGUAGCCCAGAUGACCCAGGAGCUGGGCAAUUCCUUCUUCCAGCGGCAGCAGCUGCCAGCCGCUAUGGCAGACACCUUCUUGGAACAUCUGUGCCUGCUGGACAUCGACUCUGAGCCUGUGGUCCCUCGCAGUACCAGCAUCAUCGCCACCAUCGGGCCGGCAUCUCGCUCCGUGGAGCGCCUCAAGGAGAUGAUCAGGGCCGGGAUGAACAUCGCGAGACUCAACUUCUCCCACGGCUCCCACGAGUACCAUGCUGAGUCCAUCGCUAACGUCCGUGAGGCGGUGGAGAGCUUUGCAGAUUCUCCGCUCAGCUACCGACCCGUGGCCAUCGCUCUGGACACCAAGGGACCAGAGAUACGCACUGGGAUCCUGCAAGGGGGCCCGGCGUCAGAAGUGGAGAUAGUGAAGGGCUCCCAGGUGCUGGUGACGGUGGAUCCAGAGCUCCGGACGCGCGGGGACGCGAACACCGUGUGGGUGGACUACCCCAAUAUAGUCCGAGUCGUGCCGGUGGGGGGCCGCAUCUACAUUGACGACGGGCUCAUCUCCCUAGUGGUCAAGGAAAUCGGUCCAAAAGGGCUAAAGACCGAGGUGGAGAACGGCGGUGUCCUGGGCAGUCGGAAGGGCGUGAACUUGCCAGGCGCCAAGGUGGACCUGCCUGGGCUGUCCGAGCAAGAUAUCCAGGACCUGCGCUUCGGGGUGGAGCAUGGCGUGGACAUCGUCUUUGCCUCUUUUGUGCGGAAAGCCAGCGACGUGGCUGCCGUCCGGGAUGCUCUGGGGCCGGAAGGACAGGGCAUCAAGAUCGUUAGCAAAAUCGAGAACCACGAGGGCGUAAAGAAGUUCGAUGAAAUCCUGGAGGUGAGCGACGGCAUUAUGGUGGCACGGGGUGACCUGGGCAUUGAGAUCCCGGCCGAGAAGGUUUUCCUGGCUCAGAAGAUGAUGAUCGGACGUUGCAACUUGGCGGGAAAGCCCGUUGUCUGUGCUACACAGAUGCUGGAGAGCAUGAUCACUAAGCCCCGGCCAACUCGGGCAGAGACGAGUGAUGUGGCCAACGCCGUGCUGGAUGGGGCAGACUGCAUCAUGCUGUCGGGGGAGACUGCCAAAGGCAACUUUCCUGUGGAGGCUGUAAAGAUGCAGCAUGCGAUUGCCCGGGAGGCAGAGGCUGCCGUGUACCACCGGCAGCUCUUUGAGGAGCUCCGCCGGGCGGCACCGCUGAGCCGGGAUCCCACGGAGGUCACCGCUAUUGGUGCUGUGGAGGCUGCCUUCAAGUGCUGUGCUGCUGCCAUCAUCGUGCUGACCACAAGUGGCCGUUCAGCCCAGCUUCUGUCUCGGUACCGACCUCGGGCAGCGGUCAUUGCCGUCACCCGCUCUGCUCAGGCCGCCCGCCAGGCCCACCUGUGCAGAGGAGUCUUCCCUGUGCUCUACUGUGAACCUCCAGAGAACAUCUGGGCCGAUGAUGUGGACCGUCGGGUCCAAUUUGGCAUCGAAAGUGGAAAGCUCCGUGGCUUCCUCCAUUCUGGGGACUUGGUGAUCGUGGUGACAGGCUGGCGACCAGGCUCCGGCUAUACCAACAUCAUGCGGGUGCUGAGUGUAACUUGAGGUGCCCCUCCUCCUCUGACUAAGCCAGCCCUGGACCCAUCCCUCUCCACUCCCUCCUGCAGCCCCACAUCCAAGUCUUCUCUACUCCCAGUCCUCCCUACCCCAGGCCACAUCUGCCAUCCAGCUCCUUUCCAGGGCACCCCCUCCCUUUCCCUAUUUCACGCAGGCCUGGGUAGUAUGUAUCCAAUUAAGCACCGGCCAUCCAACAGCACCGAUGGUACAUUCCCUGCAUCUAAUGCUCUCAACUGCUCCCUAAGAUGCUCUGAGCCUUUAAUCCCAGCUCAAAUGCUUAAUUCUAUUCCCCCAGGUUUCCCAUAGCUGAGGGGGGAGGGGAGGGGAGCAGGGUAAUCAUGGCCACAGUCUCCAUAAAAUCUCCUCUUAAAAAUCAUCUCCCAAGGAGACUGUCACCUCUUUCUUCAUUGUGACCGGAAGCUAGGGGAGAUGGAAGCUGGGGAGCACUGGAGCCAGGCGGGCACACCUCAUUAGUGUCUCACCCCACCUCGAGGCUUACAGGCCACUCCCCAUUUGCUCUCACAUCCAUCUCAUGCUUUACUGGGUCAGGUGUUGGGUCUCCUCCUGCGCCCUGAAAUGCCCACUUUGUUCCCACACACAAACCAGGAGCCAAAACAAGUGUCUCUAUUUUCUUUUUAAACCCAGAUGUUUGGAAGCCAUAUAAAACUUCUCCCAUACACGCAGAACCCCAGAACUCCCCGCCUAGGAGAAAAGGAGUGUUAGGGUCCUGGCCCUACAUUCUUUGAUGCUGGAGAGUAGCUGUGGGGACAGAGGGGUGGGCUACAGGAUUCUCUUGUCCCUGAGAAGGCAGAGGUACUGGCUAGCCUGCCCUUCCCUAGGCUUGGAUACCUCGGGCCCUCCCCUUGCUCCUGCACCAACAGCAACCUCAACAGGAAAGGAAAAGAACUAAAAAUAAGAACAGUCCUUCUCCCCGUCUCAGGUGGCCCUUCCUGGUCCCACCUAGAUAGGGAGGGUGUUCAAGUAUUGCUGCUGAUGGGAGUUGCACAGGACCACAAGAGCUGGAAUGGAGGGCCCUGCCCGUUCCUUUUUCCCUCCUAGGAGGGGAGGGCAGGGAUGGAUAAAGGAAUGGGUAAAUAAAGUGAGUUGAUAAAAAAUAAAAUUAGCAAAUGAAGGAAUAAA
This is a messenger RNA of Cervus elaphus (red deer), 2898 nucleotides long. RefSeq names its product pyruvate kinase L/R (gene PKLR). NCBI's taxonomy places the organism in Eukaryota, Metazoa, Chordata, Mammalia, Artiodactyla, Cervidae. Gene Ontology annotation, cellular component: cytoplasm. Gene Ontology annotation, biological process: glycolytic process; cellular response to insulin stimulus. The transcript is spliced from 11 exons. The coding region runs from base 22 to 1746 and encodes 574 amino acids. The record is from RefSeq and is a predicted model, not a curated record. Gene Ontology annotation, molecular function: magnesium ion binding; pyruvate kinase activity; potassium ion binding.